CGUAGGGUUAGCAGCCCCGGAUAAAUACGGGCCUGAACGGUAUGGAAUCGUCUCUCGGCUUUGUCGCUUCGUGAACAUCCGUGCAUUUGAAUAACAUUGGUCGACGUCACUUGGUGUGCCGUUUGCGGGUCGCUGGCGCGCGUCGGUCCGAGCAGUGACUGAUAAGUAGUCUGCCGGAGAGCGGACCUUUGCUCGAGUUCGCGACUUAUGCAGGUGUGCAUGGUGGUUUCAAGAACAUCGUCGUUCAAGAAUAAUGUCUGUGAUUUCUUGAUAUCGGAAGAUUCGCCACUUUUCCACGGACGGAGGACACGGUGGGCAACGCUAGGGGCCGAUAUUUCGGAGCAUUCCUCGAGCCUCCGUUGAGCCGAGACGCGGUGCCUCGACGAUAGUCAUUAGGAGGUGCUUGCGUCUGUCCUUCCGCUCGCCCGCACGUGCUAACCGCCACGAGUACUGUCUAUGUUAAAACGCCGGCCGACCGAUCUCUCGUUACUAUACAUUAUAUUGAUUACGUUAUCGAAGACCGAACAGCGUGAACGCGCACAGUCGUGUUUCGCAACGUUCUAUACAAACAUCUGCGUGCCAAAUAAUCCUGACCGGGAUAUCUUGUUUGUUUACGAUAAUCGUCGCUCGUUUUCUUUCUUAGGAUUUAGUGCGAUCGUCGCCCAAUCGAUCGCCGUACGCGCGCGAGAAAGAAAUCAACGGGCGUGCAAAGAGCGACGAAGAAUCACGACGAUUCGACCGACAGCGCGAUAACACUUGACUGAUAAAGCGAGAACAAAAAAGUAUUGCCGCUUUAAUUUCGGUAAUUUUUUUUCCUCGAAAAAUAAGUUACUUUCUGACUUGUUCCCCGAACAAAUGGUGGAACGCAAGCGUUGGCCCAUGGAGGACAGCGUACAAGGAACCUCGAGCGCCGUCCUCGAGGAGAUCUUCUACGUGACGUCGAAACGGAACACGUAUUACAAGGUGAAGCUGACGGAGAAGGGUCUGAGCUUGCAAAAGGAGCACAACGGCGCGACGAAGAUCGAGACGAUCGCCUUAGGUGAUAUCAUCGGUUGCAGAUGCAUGCGGUCGAAGCGCAGGAACGCGGGCAGCUGCGCCUGCCGACCGGGCGCGUCCAAGUCGCAGAUGAAGCUGGUGGAGUCGGCCGAGCUCUACCAGCAGUGCGACGAGCUCGACACGUCGGCGUACCUCUACAUAUACGCGUACACGUUGAAGAAGACGCGCAUGAAGGUCACGCUGAGGCGCGAACGUACAACAAUUACUUUGCGCUUCCGCAGCUUCGACAAGUACGAGGAUAAUCUGCGGGAGGCCAGCAGGUGGCGAUUGGCGAUCAAGUGCCUGGUCGCCAAUGUGCCGGUGCCGAAAAAUCUGAUGAGUCCCAGCCACGGCAACUUGGAGACGUUGGUCGGGGCGUGUCCAGGUGAGAAUCGGAAACUUCUGGUGUUGGUGAACCCGAAAUCAGGACCUGGCAGAGGCAGAGAUACCUUCCAGAAGAGGGUCCAUCCAAUCUUGUCGGAAGCGGAGAGAUCUUACGACAUUCAUAUUACCAAGUGUUCUAAUUACGCCCGUGAGUUCGUGCGCACAAGGGAUAUUUAUCAAUGGAGCGGUCUGUUGAUGGUCGGUGGCGAUGGAAUCGUCUUCGAGGUAGUGAACGGAAUCUUCCAAAGGCCUGAUUGGGAGAAAGCUUUGCGCGAAUUGCCGCUCGGGGUAAUACCAUGCGGUUCCGGCAAUGGUUUGGCAAAGUCCAUCGCUCAUGCUAAGAAAGAACCGUACGAUCGCAAUCCUUUGCUUAUCAGCGCACUAUCGGCGGUCAAAUGUAAAAGGACAUCGAUGGAUAUUGUGCGCGUAGAAACUAGAAAUCAGAUUCUUUUCUCAUUUCUGUCGGUGGGCUGGGGGUUACUCGCUGACAUUGACAUCGAAAGCGAACGACUUCGCGCCAUCGGGGGCCAAAGAUUUACUGUAUGGAGCCUAGCGCGUCUAAUAGGAUUGAGAACAUAUAAAGGCAAAGUGUCGUAUUUACCUUGCAACAAGGUUCCUCCUACAGAAAAUAUGGAAAACGGCAAUAUAUAUCACAAGGACUAUGUUGCAGAGAACAUAUUGUCGCAUUCGAGAAGCUAUGGCGACGAAUUGGACAGGUGUUGUGCCGGGCCUGAAUCAGAACCGAAAGGUUUCUACAAUACUUUCGGUGAAUCAUCCAACGAUUUGAACGGUUACGAUGAUAACGACGUGAUAACUGAGAACCUAGCUCUCGAGACGGAAAACGAGAGGAGACACAGACUUGACAGCUUUUACUCCGCAACAUCAGCAAAGUCGACUUAUUUCAGCACAGGUUCCGCCUCGAGUUAUCACAGUAUGGAAGAUGAUAACAGCACAGAGAUUGAUGCAGAAAACAUCUGUAACAAUCAAGUUAUGUAUGGGCCAUCAUCUACACUUCCGGCGCUAACAACGCAGCUCUCAAAUUGCUGGACAACGAUUCAAGGAGAAUUCAUAAUGGUACAUGCAGCAUAUCAAACACAUUUAGGACAGGACUAUUUUUUUGCGCCACGUGCUGCAUUAGCUGAUGGAAUUAUUUGGCUUUUAAUAGCUAAAGCCGGUAUUACACGGGCCAGCUUAGUGCAAUUUUUAUUAGGUCUGAGUAGUGGAACUCAUGUGACUUGCCCUGGCGUUGAUAUGAUACCUGUGAAGGCAUUUCGAAUAGAACCUAUGGAAGGAACGAGUGGAUAUAUAACCGUAGACGGUGAGGAAGUUGAUUACGGACCGUUGCAAGCCGAGAUAUUCUCUUCCUUAGCAUCGGUGAUGACACCCUGACAUAAACGAUAAUCAUGUAUAUUUAAUGGUGAUAUCAAACAAAAUCAAAUAAUCCGGAUAAUUCGACGAGAAAAAUUUAUUCUAGGCUAGCUUAGAAUAAAUUAGUUAUAAGAUAGUAACA
Messenger RNA from Mycetomoellerius zeteki, 2929 nucleotides. RefSeq names its product Sphingosine kinase 2 (gene Sk2). Gene Ontology annotation, biological process: sphingosine biosynthetic process; phosphorylation. The transcript is spliced from 7 exons. NCBI's taxonomy places the organism in Eukaryota, Metazoa, Arthropoda, Insecta, Hymenoptera, Formicidae. Gene Ontology annotation, cellular component: intracellular membrane-bounded organelle; membrane; cytoplasm. The record is from RefSeq and is a predicted model, not a curated record. The coding region runs from base 856 to 2808 and encodes 650 amino acids.